Messenger RNA from Blastomyces gilchristii SLH14081, 512 nucleotides. RefSeq lists its product as uncharacterized. The record is from RefSeq and is a predicted model, not a curated record. The transcript is spliced from 2 exons. NCBI's taxonomy places the organism in Eukaryota, Fungi, Ascomycota, Eurotiomycetes, Onygenales, Ajellomycetaceae. The coding region runs from base 67 to 432 and encodes 121 amino acids.
GUCAUCAGUACAUAUCACGCCAAGCUGCAGACCUCUGAAUAAUCGCCUGCGAGCACUUAUUCUUACAUGAUCAGUCCAGUUUGUAGUAGACCUAUAUUCUUCACACUCUAUACACGUCCGUUAUGCACCGCAAUGGAGCAGGAUGGACAAACCAAUAGGAGCGGCUCCCGCCAGCCGCUCCACUCCGCUGGGCCGGAUGAGUCCGCUGGGGAACAAGCUUCCCGCGAACCCACCCAGGUAUCUGACACUGGGCGCGCCUACUCGCAGGUGGCAGCGGAAAAACACGCUGUCAUGAUCGCGGAGGUCUGGCAGAACGCAGUCCAGUUUGCAGUCCCUUGCCUAUCUUCCACUUCAGAACACCAUAGCACCGGUGAUCAGUCUGGGUUGUGGCCACAGUUGCGACCUAGUGCUUGCUCUCUCAUUCCUUAUUAGGUUUAGUGCCCGCGGCAAUUAGUGGUUUCUCUCAUCUUCUUUCAACCUCAUUUUUUAUCCUGCCACCCCAUUUUCAUUCC